UCCUUCCUCCUUCACCGCGCCUUGCUCGGUGCGAAACAGCGGCGGAGGCUACCGGAGGUUCCCACACACUCACACCGCCGAGAGGAGCGCUCAGCCCGUGCCCGGAGUCCGCGUCAGGUCGCCUGUGUUCGCUGGUCGUCCUGUGGAGGAAGCACACCGGGGGGCGUUUGGGUGGAGCUCCGGUCCGGUCUGAGGAAUGUAACGGAGGUUUUACCAACUGGAAGGAAGUUUGACCGACGGUACGUUGAGAAGAGAGGAGUUCAGCUGCAAAGUGAGGAGGUUCAGAUUCCUCCUCUUUCCCACCUCCUCUCAUCCUUGAACCUUUACCUUUGACCCCACCCCUCUCCAACAAUGGCUCACCGGUCUCAGAGUUCAUCGAUUGGUGAUAACCCCCUUGACCCAAACUAUCUGCCUCCUCACUACCGGGAGGAGUAUCGUCUGGCCAUUGACGCUCUGAUAGAAAGUGACAUAAAGGGCUACUAUGAAUUCCUCCAGCACGCUGACGUGGUUGGUUUCCUGGCACAGCCGGAAAUCGAACAUAUCAAGUCCACAAUCCAAGUGCCCAACCAGACCUCUGGCAUCCCAGAGCUGAUGUACCAUGAGGGAGGUCAAGAUGCCGAUGGCUCCUCCGACACCUACUGGCCAAUGCAGUCCGACACGGCUGCCCCGGGGCUGGACCUGGGCUGGCCGCUGCUGCAGCACAGCUUCGUUGGGCCGACAGAGGUCACCACUCUGGUCAACCCCUCGGACCCCGACAUGCCGAGCAUCAAGGAGCAGGCCAGGAGACUCAUCAAGAAUGCUCGACAAGUUAUUGCUGUGGUGAUGGACAUGUUCACAGAUGUUGACAUUUUUGCUGACCUCUUGGAUGCAGCAGCACGUCAUGUUGCUGUUUACAUUUUACUGGAUGAGCAAGAUUGUCACCACUUUGUCUCUAUGGUUAUCAGCUGCAAAGUCAACUUGGAAUUAAUUCAUAUGAUGCGUGUCAGGACUGUGGCAGGAAUAACCUACUACUCCCGGACAGGGAAAUCAUUUAAGGGGCAGGUGAAAGAUCGUUUCUUAUUGACUGACUGCAGGGCAGUGCUCAGUGGAAACUACAGUUUCAUGUGGUCCUAUGAGAAGAUCCACCGCUGCAUUGCCCACCUCUUCCUUGGGGAGCUGGUUGCCUCCUUUGAUGAGGAGUUUCGCAUCCUCUUUGCUCAGUCAGAGCCUCUAGUCAUUGACCCAUCCAAUGGAGCACUUGCUCUCUCUGACACCAGCAGCACCAGCAGUUACUUGAGUAGCCAGUUCGGUUUGAAGAGGACCCAGUCUUUGCGUAACCCCAUAGGCUACCGCAGGCAGCCUGAGAUUCCCUCUGCCUUCCCCUAUGGGGACUCUGAUCGUAACCCCGCAAUUGGCUUCCGGAGGAAUGACCCGUUUCGUCACACAAUCGAACCUGGGGCAGGAAUUACAAUUGGGAAGUAUUCACAGCAACAGUUUCGUUUGCAGCAAUCAUUCCUAGAGCAGGGAAGAUCCAUAGUUUCCAGGCAGAUGGAGAUGAAUAGCAGUGCCUUCAAGAGGCACAGCUAUGCAGAAGGCACCCAGGAAAACUACACAUCUUCAAGGCAAUACAUGAAGCACAGAGUCAUGAACAACCUGGACGAGACAGACUUCCAGAGGGAACAAAUUCAAAGUAGUCAUUACUAUACUGAAGGGCCUGGGCCUGGUUCUGGCCACGGACACUACGACAGACUUCGAGGCCGUUCUCCACAACUCGCCAUCGACCAGUAUUCAGACUCAAGCUAUCGCUCAGAUCUUGAGCCUCCACCUGGAAACUAUGGCAGAGACUACUUUUCAUCUGAGGACCUGGGAGGACCUGAGGGGCACCCGGCCGUUCCAUUAGCUGGGAGGUAUGGAGGAGGAUCAUUCCAUAAGAGGCCAACGAUAGGUCAGGCGUAUGCUUGUCAGAGCUCACCGACACAGCCUCAUCUACCAGAGAAGAAACAGUACAACAAACAAUCUGAUCAAGAAUAUGAUCAAGACACAAGCGCGAAGCAAGGCCUGAGGAGUUGGAGAAUCCACUCCUAUCUUAGCACUUACGAGGAUGGUGGAGAAGAAGGCCUGCCUCAACCUAUGGGGCCUGAUGCGUUUGACGAGCCUCCACAACCUCAGCAACCAACAGCAACUGAAAAUUCAGCUCAACGCUUUGGAAUAAAGGAGCCACCAAAUGUUCCCCCCAAGCCCAGACCAGAUAUCUUGAAACCACGCUUUGGAAAGCCUAAAUUACCUGAGACUACUAAUAAAGACUCUUCCAUGCUAUCUUCCAGGGAUUUACUUCCCUCACGCAGUGAUUUUAGGCCAUCUGUACUGGAGAAAAAAGACAGAGAAGUGGAGAAGGAAAAGGAAAAAGAGUCAGGCAAGGGUGCAGCGAGAGAGGAGGAUGCAGAUAUGGAGGUGAAAGAGUGUCCAGAUCUCUUCCUGUCUAAACACGAAUCAUUCCGCUCACGAAUUAACCCACUUCUUCAACGUAGCUCUCGUCUGCGGUCUUCGCUUAUAUUCUCGUCUUCCAAGGCAGAGAUACACAGUGGUAGCUUAGGUCUAAAACCAGCUACAGAGGAAGAUGAGGAGUUGGACACAGGACGCACUUCCUCGAUUGUGGCCCAGAUUCUAGAAAAGAGGAGGUCAUGGUCUCGUGAGCCUUUUGAUUGGCGAAAGAAAGCUGAAGAAAAAGACAAGGAGAAAGAAAAGGAGGAGAAAAAGAAAGAAGAAGAAGAGAAGGAGAAACAGCAACAGAAAGAGGAAAAGGAGAUACGAUUGAAAGAUGAGAUUAAAGAAGAACCUCAGAAAACUGACAAAGAAGUAAAGAUAACACCAGCUGUGGAAAACCCUGAAGUCACAACAUUGUCAUCUUUGAGCAUGAAUGACCCAGCCAGUCGACUGCAGUAUUUCAAAGACCUGGCUGCCAAGAGAAAAGCCUCAAAAAUGGAGACGGAGACAUCACUAAAAGCCCCAGAGCCUGCUGAAAAAAAGCCAGAUCUUUCUGAUAAACCUCCUCUUGACACUGCAACAACUUCAAACAUCUCAACUGUCUCCAAUAGUUCUGCAGAAUCUCAACCAAAAAGGCCAGAUAUCACUGCAAAACUAGCAGAGCUCACUCGCAGACCUUCGUUUAGUUCUUCAAAACCACCAAUAAUCACUGCCAAGCCUUUUACAAGCUCCUUGAAGACUUCAGAGACAUUGAAACCUCAUAAAGAGGACAAUGCAUCAGAAGGUCAAAAGAAAGACAUAUUCAAGUCUCUGAAGCCUCUCCCUUCACCUAAGAUCUUUAAGAGGGAACCAUUGAAACUUAAAGGGCUCAAUCCUCGUCGCAUCUCCUGUGGUGAGGAGAUUCUAACCACAGAUGCUACAGAUGCAGAGAAGACUGAACUGAAAAAGAAACGCUCUCAUAGUUCUUCAACUCUGCCACACGAGGGUUCUAAGGAAGGACUGCAAAAGUUUAUGGGAUCUAACACAUCGAUCAACACAAUUGGCGAGGGAAAGGGUGAAGGCAAGACACUCGACUUCCUAAAGAAGCAGACUCAGAGGCUAAAGGGAUUCCUGGGGCCAAAAGAUAAAGAUAAGAAAACAUUGGGUGACGAUAGGGGCAUGAGUGUGGUCAGAGAGGUCACUGAUGAUUCAAGCAAAAAGCAAAGCUCAUUAGCAAAAGAUGCAGCAUCUACCACUGCUGACCAAAUCUCAACCAACCACAAAACAUCAGCUGGGACAUCCGUCACGUCCCGAUACCAACCCCAGGGCAGCUCUGUUUUGUUCAGUAGCAACCUACGAGAUGACACCAAAGUUAUUCUGGAGCAAAUCUCCAUCAACAGCCAGAAAAACCGUCACGAGCGAGAGGAAACGGGAGGGGACAGAGAUGGUGAUGCCGGAGAAAAGGUGACGGAGAGUCAGAGCACUCUAAAAAGGAAUCGAUUUCUGCGACCGGCAGGCAACAACCAGGAGCGGGAGGGAUUACUGAAGAGGAUAGAGAGCCUGAGGAAGGAGAAGAAGGUCUACAGCCGCUUUGAGAUGGGGAAUAGCCUGGGAUAACGAAAGAUGGAGGAGCGACCUUUAAUAUGGAAACUAUUUAUGCAAGAUGAUCAAAAACACCACAUGUGCCAACAACACUAUCAAAGUACCUCUGAGGCCCCACACGGCAUCCUUUUCUGGAUUCUCACAAGAAGUUCUAAAACUUGAAAAGACUAUAUAUAAAAAUGCUGGAAACAAACAAAAGUCAUUCAGGUUGGAAUAUGCCUGUUUGCCAAGACCUGGUACAACUUUGUCCUUAUAUGGUGACUGAGAGAAACAAGAGGGACUCUACUUGCAUACUGGCUGCAUGGGCUAAUGUUUCACCAAACAGAGAAAGGUAGGGUAAUUUACCCACAACUGAGCUUGUAUGAAUGUGACUGAGGGGCACAGAGAGGAGAAAGACAGCACAUGUUGCACGGAAGAGAGACAAUAGAUGCAUGCCAUGUGUAGCUGAGACUUGUUGAUAUAUAAAAGGGAGAAAAUGUCCUUGUUGAUCCACCAUGUGCCAAUGCCCCAUCACGGGAAUUACCAAAGCUAGAGGAUUAUUAUUAUCAUCCCAGACCAACCGACAAAGAUGAGGAUAUGUAGAGAAAUAAAAUGAGAUGACCAACUUAUGAAGAGUGAUAAAGGGCAAGUUUGUGAGACUAUAGCGACUGAAGAAGAGAGGCAAAAUCCGAAUCUAAAAAUGAGAAAUGUUUUCUGUAAUAUAUAAUGAUAACUUUGCAGCAGUACAGUUUGAACAUAAAGUAGAGGCUGUAGUGAACUUUACCCUCCCAAGGGAGUGUAAUUUACUUUUCCAUCAAGGUGUGGAUCCACUUCUCUGGGUUGAAGAUGUGAAAUAACCAUUCAGACAGGGGACCUAAGAGUUUUCAUGGUCAGAGGAGUGGCAUUAACAAUGUGUACGAGUAUUUGCUUAAGGUAAUGUAAAUAAAAAUGCAAAGCAUUGACAGCUGCCCCGAUUCACUGUAAAAAUAGUUUCUCUUUCUUUCCUGACCUUUAAAACCAGGCAUUACCACUAGAAGAAAGCAGUAGAAAAAGGAUGGGUAUUUUCUGCAGUACUGGAGCCGCGCCAUGCCUCCUUACAUAAGUCACUUAACUUGAAAGACCUACACCCUGCACAGGGCUCUAAACUCCUUUGUUGGUCUGUAAACACAAUUAAACCAAAGACUUAGUUAUACGAUACAGAUCCAUGCUGCUCGACAGCUCGGCUGGACUUCAAACCAUUUUAGUCUUUAGUGUGUUUUUUGUAGAGUUCGUCAAAAGACUGGAUAAACUAUUUCUUUUUGGACACUUCAGGGUUUAUACUGUUUUCUAUAGAGGACUGUAUUGUACAUAUUUAUAUAAAACUCAGCUUGUUGAUAUUUUAAGUAACAAACUAGAUUGUGAUCUCCCUCACUGCGCCAUGAAAGUGCCUUGUGUUUAUUUUGAAUUAAUAUGUAAGUAUGUGGUAUUGGCUGUAAAAAAUUUAUUGGCAUUAAUUGGGGAAAUCAGCUACACAGGGUCAAUGUGUUCUGUCUUUUUUAAACCUCAGAUAGUAUUACAUUGUAUUUGAAAUACUGCAAAAAAGUCUUUUAUUAAAUCUCUUUAAAACUGA
This is a messenger RNA of Amphiprion ocellaris (clown anemonefish), 5632 nucleotides long. It is a transcript of the gene sack1hb, whose product is annotated as family with sequence similarity 83 member Hb. The record is from RefSeq and is a predicted model, not a curated record. Gene Ontology annotation, molecular function: keratin filament binding. Gene Ontology annotation, biological process: intermediate filament cytoskeleton organization; positive regulation of cell migration; protein localization to cytoskeleton. Gene Ontology annotation, cellular component: keratin filament. Bases 352 to 4059 code for a protein of 1235 amino acids. Lineage: Eukaryota; Metazoa; Chordata; Actinopteri; Pomacentridae. The transcript has 8 exons.